Messenger RNA from Solanum stenotomum, 759 nucleotides. RefSeq names its product putative F-box/LRR-repeat protein At3g18150. The record is from RefSeq and is a predicted model, not a curated record. Bases 1 to 759 code for a protein of 252 amino acids. The transcript is spliced from 2 exons. NCBI's taxonomy places the organism in Eukaryota, Viridiplantae, Streptophyta, Magnoliopsida, Solanales, Solanaceae. Gene Ontology annotation, molecular function: protein binding.
AUGGCUGACAUAUUGCCGGAAUGUCUCAUUCAAAAAAUACUUUGUUGUCUUAAUUUUAAAGAAGCAACCAAGAUGACCAUUAUCUCCAAAACAUGGUUGCAAGCAUGGUUGACUCUUUCCAACUUGAAAUUCACAACGUAUUAUCUCAAUCGCAAUAUGAAAAUUGUUGACAAUAUCAUGGAGAGAUAUAGGGACGGAAAAAUCCCUAUACAAAAGUUUGAAUUAUCAUAUUUUGUUCAUUAUAAUAGUGAUUUUUUCCAUCUUAUUGAUAAAUGGCUUGAUAUCGCAUUUCAGAAUGGUGUAGAAAAUCUCAUCUUUAGAGUUCAUGUUAGUAGAUCAUACCGCUGGUCUAUUUUUAAAAUCAUGGCAGCAAAAUCGUUAAGAGAAUUGGUUCUGAGUAAUUGUGAUCUAAUGUAUGAUUCGUUAUCUAGUGGUGUGGCGGGAAAUUGUUCUUCUUUGAGAAAGCUUUCUCUAUCUUAUAUAAUUUUAAACGAUAACAUACUUCAGACUCUACUUAAUAGUUGUCCCUUGAUUGUCACUUUCACCCUAGAGUAUUGUUCGGGGUUAAAAAAGAUUGAGUUGCCGAAUCUUCAAAAGAUCAAGUCAGUAUCAAUAAGGAUGAAUAAGAACCAGCGUGUUAAAAUUGAAACACCAACUCUUGAACAUUUGUUUUUCUCCGGUUUUGAGGAUGAGUAUCCUAUGUUGGAUAUUAUUGAUGCUCCAAAUUUGGUAUCACUAGAGUAUAUAGGUUGUCUAUAG